AUGGCCACGAGUUUUGGAGCAGAAGCAUUCCGAAUAGUUCUUCUGUGCUCGUUAUGGUACACGAUCAGCUCGACGAACAAUGUUAUCGGGAAGAAGAUACUGACAGAUUUUCCUUUUCCUGUUACCGUGGCCAUGGUUCAAGUCGUCUCAACGGCCCUAUAUUUGUCGCCAACUCUUCGUGUUUGGAGUGUUCCUCCUAUGAAAUCUUUGCCGAAAUCGAGUCUUCUGAAACUGAUCUUACCACUUUCCUUUGGAAAGGCUUUUGCUGCGAUAACGGCACAUGUCAGCAUAUGGAAAGUACCUGUCUCGUAUUCUCACACGGGUAGGUUGAUAUAAAAAAAAACAAUAAUUUUACAAAGAUAGGUUCCUAUUAUUUUAAUAAACAUCGGAGAAGAACUGCUUCAGGACUAAUUUGAUUGAUCAGAAAGCUUCAAGCAAUUUAAAAAAAAAAUUAAUAUUUGUUACUCAUUCUCAGAGUUUAUCUUAAGCACGUUCUCUGUGAUUAUCAGCCGUUCAAAUCUACAGGCAAUUUAUUCGAUUUAGGUUGUUGACCCGUGGAAGUGCAUAUUAUGAUACAAAUCAGGCAACUCGUGGCGUUUUGGUUUCCACUCCACGACGCGACGUCAUUGAAUUAGAGGAACAGCUGUGCUAAUGCUGACACUCGAUCUCAAUGAUUUCAGUUUUAUCGGCGUUAGUUGUUAUAUCUUGAUAAAUUAACGUAAAACAGCCUGUUCAGCAAGGGUUAUCACGAAUGAUUAUGGAUUGGUAUUGAAACACAACUGAAGGUAAUCCCGUAUCCAAGAAGCGAGGAAAACGAGUUUUUGUCGUGAUUCACCAUCAAAGCUUCUGGAUCAUUAUUUUUUUUCUCACGACCUUAAUGCAUGAAUGGUUUAGCAGUGUUACUUUUAGGAGUAAUUAGCUGCUGGUCACUCUUACGGUUCAUAGCGUUAACUCCGCAAUGAAGGUAGCACAUCAGAAAAGACGGUUGUUGCAAAGUAGUGUGAUACCCAAGUGACACCUCAAUUUUUUUAUUUUUUUUGUGUUAGGGUUUUUUUUUGUCUCUGAUUUGGAAACAUUAAAAUCACAGAGAGAUCACACUACUUUUACUCAAAGGGUACAGAAUUCUUUCAAAAAAAAUUUUGUUUUUCUUGUUUUUUUAAGGAAGAAUAUUAUUCCUUUCCUGAUGUGUUGUCCAUCAGUUGUCAUUUGUAGCUUUUUUUUUCAUUUUAAUUUCUUUCAAAAGAAUGUCUAAGGUGGCUUAGCUCCCUUCGAUUGUUCAUUUUUUAAACAUUUUUUUAAAAUUUAAAAGCAUAUUUUCUUUUCUUUUUUUCAUGAAUUUUCAUGGAUACCACACUCAAGUUAAGGUAAGUUCAAUUCACCCUUAGGACAGAUUUAUUUUCGGAAUAUUUUAAUACGGAGAAAGUGACACCUGGGGUGGUCACCUCAGAGGUUCUGACAAGGAGAAUUUGUUUAACAAUCAAGAGUUUCUUUAGUUGGUGAUCAUUUUCUUUAUUCUCAUGACCUUAAUAUUUGAUUUAGGGAUGGUCUGGUAAGGAGAAAGUCACCUUUUGGGGUGAAAGAGUUUUUUUGCAAGAAACCCUAUAACCCCAACACUAUGAUGUAUAUAGUAAUCUUGUGGGAAGUUUCAGAAAGUUCCUGUUGUUAUUUCCACACUUUUCUUUGUUAUGAAUUUUAACCUCACAUUUUUGUUUCUAUGGGGAUCCCAAUCAUAAUCAACUAUUUAUUAUUUCCAUUUGAUAUUGGUGAUGUGUCAUCAAAAAUAACAUCAGGUUCUUUUACUGCUCUAAGUUGCUCUCAACUGUUUUCUAAAAUCUUCAGUUGUUCAACUGUGGAUUAAAAGGAAGUUUAAUAUAAAGAUACCUGGAGCGUUGAAACACUAGGAGUCCAUGGUAGAUGUAUUUGCAAUUCAGAUCAACAGACAAGUUAAGUUAGGGAAAUUAAAAAUAUGAUUGUCAAUAUUAUUAUUCCCAGUGGGAUCAAUUAUGGCUUACAGUCUUGCUCAAAAGAACCAUUAAAAGUUUUGCUCAUAUCUUUUUACAGGCAACAAUGCCAGUCUUCACAGUUAUUCUAUCAAGAGUAAUUUUAGGAGAAACGCAAUCAGGAGCGGUGAGUUUAUGCAAAUCUUUCAUUGUUAUGCAGACAAGUAUAAUAAUAAAUAUUGUUUAUUUAAUUCUUUCCAAAUAUAUUUGGUUUAAAACUCCAUUGAACUGGGGUGUCUCAAAACUGGCAACCAUCCAACUCCCCUCUCCCCUGUUUUCUCACAUCUCAUGAGUAAUUAUUGCUACUGUCUAAUUUAGGUUCUUUUUCUUCUUUCCUUUUUUCAAUUUUAAUUGUGAGAUGUGGUGUCUGAUGAAAAAAAAACUCCUAAAUGAUAUUCUUCUUCAUUCUAAUUGCCUCUCUGCUGGAUAGUGUAUUGAUGUUGAAAAAAGAUGUUACUUCUUCAUCUUUCCUUGGGGUUUAAGUCUGGUUAACACAUGUACAUGUAGAUGGAUGGAUUUGUGAUAAAUCAUGAUUUGUUUUGUAAUUUGCACUUCAUAUGAAUAUGUUAUGUUCAUGAAUUCAUUCUGGUCAUCAUGUUCACUAUUGACAGUUGUUUGGUGCUCUUAUUAGGUUUACUGUUCUUUAAUUCCCAUUGUUGGUGGAGUCAUGAUUGCCACAGCCACGGAAUUAUCUUUUGACAUGGUUGGUCUUCUUAGUGCCUUGUUAGCAACCUUUACUUUUGCUGUACAGAAUAUUUUUACUAAAAAGGUAAGCACUGCCUCUCCUCCCUCUACUACUGUACAUCAUUCCUCUCUCCCUCUACUCCCCCUUAUUUCUUUCCCUCUGUCCCUUUUCUCACUCAUCUUUUUCUAUGGAUGAUUGAGCACUUUUUUGAGCUCAGAUUAAAAUUUCAAUAAUUUAACUGUAAACAAUAUCAUUGGGGCUUUACAACAGCUACACUGCAAUGUAUGGAAUUUUUAUUUUAUGUCCCUUGCUAAUCUUACAGCAUUGAAGAUCCAGACAACUGGGGCCUGAGCCUCAUUUUCUUGAAUCUCAUUGCAUAGUUAGGACAUUUUCUUCACUCUCUAUAAUAGUACCAAUUGAGUCAUUUUUCCGGAUUUUCAGAUUUAGCAAAAGUGACCUUGCACCAAAAGGUGGACAGCCCAAAAUGAUGUCUUUUUUCACCCUUUCUCUAACCUGCUACUCACCCCUUGCACUCUCCUCGCUCCUCUCUUGAAUUGUUGUUCUGAUGGUUUUCCUGACAGCACUAAAAAUCCAUAAAAUGCCUAAAAUCCAUAACAACCCUUUAAGUGCGGAAGGAACGACACAACUCCAGUUUGACUCAACACCCCCCCCCCCCCUCGAAAAACUUUAUUUUUGAAUGCAGGACCAAACACAUUAUGUCAUUAAAAAUUUAGAUCAUUUGCAUUAACUAAUGAGUGCACACCUGAAAUUGAACAAUGGAAACAUAAAUAAUGGAAAUGGAAAUGGAAACAAAGACAGUAAUUGCACAAGUGCUAAGGCAGAAGUGCCAACAGAUUUCUUUUAAAGUCUUCUUAUAAUUCCAUAGAGGCAAAAUUGGUCACAACACUUGUUUUUGUCUCUUCUUGCCCAAGAAAUGCCGCAAAAGGCCUCUUCUGUAGGCUUAUCUUGGGCUAGAGCCUCUAACACUUCUUUCUUCAGCCUUCUCUUACUACACCCUCCCUGGCACCCCUUUCCUCCAUCCUUCUCUUAAACUUUUUUUCUUUUAAUUUAUAUCUGCUACAUUUUAGUUGUUUUGCUGUAUGAUACUUCUUCUAAUAAAAUUUCAUGUAUAUAUUUUUUUUUAAUGAUCAGGCACUUAGAGACUUGCAACUGAAUCACUUACGUUUGUUGUUGCUAAUGGCAACUAUAGCAUCUGCCAUGUUGCUACCUGCUUGGGCACUGUAUGAUCUAAGAAGAAUUAUACUUGAACUUGAAUCGGUAAGCGUAAAAUUACAAUCAAACUUUUUCUACAUGUACACUUUCUAUUUUGCUGAUUAUGUGUCACAUUUUGAUAUUGCACAUAAAAUUGUUGUCUGUAUGCCUUAUCCUUUUUCCCUUUGCAUGAAGUAUCACUUCUCCCCCUUGGAUGGUUUGUGAGUCCAUUGUAAGGUUACACCCCCUCCAGAAUUUCAUCAGGGUUCACUGAUAUUUUGCCAGUACCCAUUUAUACUCCUGGGUAGAGAGAGGCAUGGUGAGAGUGAAGUGUUUUACCCCAGAACAUAGUGGAAUGACGUAGCCAAGUCUCAAACCUAGACUCUCCACCUGGAGUACAGCACACUAACUUUUCACUCACUGGUGAAAAGCUUGUACAUGUAUGUGGCCAACAUGUAUUUCACACCAACGUCUCCUUCUACCCCAAGCUCAGUGCUAGAACCUCUGUCAGACAUCUGGUACAGGUGUGGGUCUGGUGUCUGUUCCCCCCUGUGUUUUUCCCAUUACAUAAUUCUUUUAAUACCGUGUCUGAUAAUGUACAUGAAAAAUUGUGCGAUUCUGAUUGGUAAAAACGAGUGAAUUCUUAUGUAAGAUGGGUGCGAAGAUGUAACACACGUGCAAAUUACAAAUAGCGCGUGCACGCUUUCAAAAUUUCGUCUGUACUGCCUUCCUCUUUUUUUUUUUUUCAUGUACAUCAUAAACAAGUUAUCAUAUGAUUUCUCUUGCAGUUUGGUGAAAUAAGCACUUGGUUAAUUUUUCUGUCUUUAAAAAGUUUACUCGUGCUUAUGAACACCAAAUUGCACUUAAAAUCUUGUUAUUACCUACUGUAGACGUAGAAAAUCCAGCUAACUCUAAUACAGUACAGAAUAAAUUUUUGGUUGAUAACAAUUUGCUUUCUUCAUUUCAGGGAAAGGAGGAUAUUCUAUGGCUGUUGGUAAUCUUAACGAUAAAUGGAUUUUUAAAUUUUGCCCAGAAUAUGGUGGCUUUUACAGUGUUAUCUUUAGUGACUCCACUAAGUUAUGCAGUGGCUUCCGCCACUAAAAGGAUUUUAGUAAUUACAGUGUCUAUAAUGUUCCUGCGAAAUCCCGUCAGUUUGUAUAACGGAGUGGGGAUGUUAGCUGCCAUUUUUGGGGUGUUUCUAUACAACAAGGUGAGUUUCAUUAUCAACGAUUAUUGUUUGGUGAGUCAAACACAGAGAGCGACUAGCGUCGUACAUAGUUAGUAACUAUGCGUCGUAUUUCUCCUUACAAUAUCAGCCCUGAAUCACACUUUAAGGUCACGAGUAUGAAGGAAAUGAUCACGUUCUAAACAGCUCUUGAUUAUUAAACAAAUUCUUCUGGUAAGCUCCUUAGGAAAUUUGUAAAGAACAGUAUGAGGAACAUACAUAAAAGUGAAACAUCCUGGCUCGUACGAAGCCAUUAAAACGCGCACUCGAGAUUUGUUUCGACAGAUUGGAAUAGAGAGCGGAUCUUGGAAAUUCUGUAUUUUUUUAAUGGUUUUUGAAAAACUUAUACCUCACGUACAGCUGUAUUUGGCAUCUGUUGCAAACAUUAAUCAUAAUUUUACUUGCAGGCAAAAUACGACGCCAACCGCAGAAAACACGAACUACCGACACACACGAAACACACCUCACAUUCGAAUAAUGUCACGAACAAUCAUAAAAGUUAUCAUCUUAUAUAAGUUCUUCAAGGCACCGACUCAACGCUUGGGUUUGUAUACGAUGGGCAAGGUUAUCGUUUCUGUUGUGGAAAUGAGGUAAAGAUACUGCUGGCAGUUCUGUUGCAUUCAUAUCUGAUGAGAAAUUGGAGGGAAUCAGCGCUGAGGUCAUUUCUUGCAGCUUUCGAAGAGAUCGUUUGGUGAAAUCUCCUUACUUAUCACAACAGAAAUAAUUAUUUAGGAGUUUAACAGUUCCAAUACGACUUCAUCUUCUGUAGAAAAAACGUGAUAACUAAAUAGUGUUCUUCAAGAAAAACUUAUACGAAGUCUUUCAGGUGUGAAAUGGGGUUUUUAAAUCUCUUGACCUCGUUUCAAACCCGACAAGAAAGCAUUUGAAGAAGGAAAGAGACGCAUACGAAGAAACCAAAACAGAAGCUGUCAAAUGCAUCACACAAUUUGAAUACAGAGAGCAAUUCUGUGAAAUUUACCAUUUCUGAUGAAGAGCCAUCAAUGUAACUUUAAUUUAUACGUUAUCAAGCUCACCAUGGGAUAAUUGUUAAUAAUCUUUAAACCUUCUUGAGGAGGGAAAAAUAUAGGAAGUACAAAGGUCUAAAACGUAGAAACAUAUAUAUGUAUCUGUAAAUUUAUAUUUAUGAAAUAAUUCAAAUAGUACGCGCGCUCUGAUUGGCCAUAAAACCAUUUUACAUGAGCGUAUGUAAACACGGUUUUCGUUCCUCUUUCAUUAGUUAUUUUAUAAAAGAAAUGUAAAAUGGUUUCCGUAUUUACAUAGCCUGAUGUAAACACGGAAACCGUUUUACAUUUCUUCAUUAUAUUACACCUAUACAAAGUCGUCACGCUUUUAGACCCAACGGGCGUCAAACAAAUCUAUGUUUGAGGCGAAUUUUAUUAACGAACAUUGUUGAAUUUGCAGCGAGCGCUUUUCGAUUAAGAGUCAUUAGACGGUCGAUGAGCAAACUAAAAGAUAUAUUUAAAGGGGGUAUGUUUUUAGAGAAAAUAAAUGAGGGUAUUUUUGACAAGAUAAUUUGAUUUUAUCAACUGAGUUGAUAAUGUAAAUUCGCCACCAUAGACGGUUUCAAAGCUGACAAUUCGAGCGUUAGCCCUUCGUUCUAACGAAGGGCUAACGCUCGAAACGUCAACGUUAGGAAAUGAAAUAUGACAAGCAGCCAAUCAUAGCUUGAAGUCAAAUCAGCG
This is a messenger RNA of Pocillopora meandrina, 6825 nucleotides long. The record is from the annotation of a GenBank genome assembly. NCBI's taxonomy places the organism in Eukaryota, Metazoa, Cnidaria, Anthozoa, Scleractinia, Pocilloporidae.